GCUCACCCAUCGUUAUUGCCCACGAAGCACACAAACUCACCUGGACACUCCAGAAUUCGACAGCGAGUCUGGUUGUACCCUCAUAUUUCGCAAGCUUUGCUCUUAUUUUUUUUCAACCAGCUUGAUAACCAGGCUCUUUACUCUUACUACCACCCUGACUAUCACCGCAACAACCACGGUAGUUGUGGCUGGCGACUACAAGCCUUCUACUUCUAGACCACAACAGCAAACGAGUCCUCUCGAGCAGUGUUGUCUUCGACAUCACUACUGCUACUCGACCGGUCCUACCAGCCAGGCUCUCUCAUCUACCACUUCCACCGAGCGAAUAUUGUUAUCCACUGGGACGACUACCCACAAUGUCGCUCCUCACGUACCCUCCGAAUGGCUACCACCUUCUCGUGAAGCAGCAGCCUCGUGAGGCUCUGGUUGUGGCUAAGGGCAAGGAGAAAGCACGCAAAGCGAUCGAUCCACCACCCGUCGUUCAACUUGAGGUCAAGUCUACCAUCGAUCCUCAAAAAAACUUUCUCCAGAACCCCUACCUGUUCAUGAUGGUCAGCCUAUAUAAAGCUGAUCGAGAUGAGCCUUUACCCGGUAAUGAGUCCAUGACAGGCACUCUGUCAUCGGCACUGCACCGUCUCAAAGACCACAAUAACGUCGAUGUUGGGCUGUUCGUGUUUGGAGAUAUCUCGGUCAAGAUGCUGGGAACAUACAGGCUGCACUUUCGCCUGUACGAGUUCAACCCAGACAUCUUCAGCUCUCAGUAUCUGGCAUGCACAACUAGUGACAAGUUCAGUGUUUUGGCACCCAAGGACUUCAAGGGCAUGGAAGAGUCUACCUCACUUAGCCGUCUGAUCGCCGAUCAAGGUGUCCGUCUCCGACUGCGCAAAGAGGCAAGGACCGCAGCUGGCAGCAAGCGUUCGUACCCUUACGACAGCCCUGUCAGCAUCGCACAAGCUCAUCCAAGCCUACCCAAUGAGUACUCCUCUUCCUACGAGGUAGAACACUCACCAAUCAAGCGAGAGAGUACGUACAACUCCACCAGCCAGACUGAGGCAUCGAGUCAUUCUACCAUCGAGCAGCCAUAUGGUGCCCAGCCUCCAUACAAGCGCUCCUUCCCGUCGUACCCUCCUGUUGGACAACAGUCUUCCAUCACUGCUCCUUACAGCAUGAUGAGCCACCCGAGCAUUGUCGGACACCACUCCAGCCUGAUCAGUCCUUCGGGAGUCCUGCCCUCGAAUACAACUUCAGCGUAUGCUGUCGACACCACAGGCUUGUAUGGCAGCUCCACCUACCCAAGCUCUGGCUCUACUUACCAAGGGACUGCCGCUCAAUACCCGGGUGCCGGCUACAACAGCGUGUUCUUCAACAACUAUGACGGCAAUCUCCCACGCUAG
Macroventuria anomochaeta is the source of this 1394-nucleotide messenger RNA. RefSeq lists its product as uncharacterized. Lineage: Eukaryota; Fungi; Ascomycota; Dothideomycetes; Pleosporales; Didymellaceae. The record is from RefSeq and is a predicted model, not a curated record. Bases 357 to 1394 code for a protein of 345 amino acids. The transcript has a single exon.